Messenger RNA from Paramecium sonneborni, 1107 nucleotides. The record is from the annotation of a GenBank genome assembly. Lineage: Eukaryota; Ciliophora; Oligohymenophorea; Peniculida; Parameciidae.
AAAUUUUUUAAAAUAUAACUAGUAAAUAGGAAAAUUUGAAAGUGUUUUAGAAGUAAUAAUCAUUGUAAUAAAAUAAAAUAAUGGGAAAUGAAUGUAAAUGCUAUUAAACAUAAGAAGAACAAACUUAAAUAAUGAUAACAAAGAGUGAGAGAACAAAUGAGUUACGAAAAUAAUUAAUUAGCGAAAGAAAACUCUUAAAUUAAAGGAGACAUAAUACUGAAACAAUAUAUUAGUCAACGAAUAAUUGUUACUAAAAAUCAUCAAAAUUUUCAUAAAGAAAUGAUGUCUAAGUUUACAAUAGUUACUUUUAAAGUAUAAAGUCUUAUAAAGAGUAUAAUUCACUUUAAAACCAUCAUCAGAAAUUUGAACUUAGUUAAUCGUUAUAACAAUAGAAUACAGAAAAGAAAAAAUCAGAUAGUAAUUUACGCUAUGAUGGAGAUUGGGUAACUCAAUAGAUUAUAAUAGUUAGGAGAGGUUAGAGAUGGUUUUGGUGAAUAAAUUUGGAAAGAUGGUGCUCGUUAUAUAGGAGAAUGGAGAAACAAUUAGGCAAAUGGUUAUGGUAUAUUCUAUCAUGUUGAUGGUGAUAUUUAUGAAGGGUUUUGGAAGGAAGAUAAAGCGUAAGGAUAUGGUGUAUAUAUGCAUAAAGAUGGAUCUAGAUAUGAAGGAGAUUGGGAUUAAGAUCUAUAUCAUGGAACUGGUUGUGAAACAUGGGCAGAUGGUAGUAUAUAUGAAGGAUAAUAUUCUAAAGGUAUGAAAAAUGGUUAAGGAAUUUAUAAAUGGGCUGAUGGUAGUAUAUAUGAUGGAUAAUGGGAAAAUAAUAAAAUGAAUGGGUUUGGUAAAUAUACAUGGUCAGAUGGAAGAUAUUAUGAAGGAUAUUGGAAAAAUGAUAUGAUGCAUGGAAAUGGAAUAUAGAUAUGGCCAGAUGGAAGAAAAUAUGAGGGUGAUUAUGAAUUUGAUAAAAAAAAUGGUUUUGGAAUUAUGGAGUGGGGAAACGGAAAAAAAUAUGAAGGUUAUUGGUUAAAUGGUAAACAACAUGGUGAAGGAAAAUUAAUAAGUCAAAAUCAAGAAAUUAUAGUCUGCUAAUGGAAAAAUGGUUAAAGACUAUGA